UGCAUUUUUUUUUUCCUGGAGGUUUCUAUUUGUGCAGAUCCCUUGAGUUGCGGGCAGGAAGGAGACUUCUCCAGGAGGUUUCAUGGAGACAUUCAGUAAUGGCCCUGCAUCUUCUGGCAAGGAACCAGCAACCCCAGUGCAGCCAUGCCCACCAUACCUCUAACAUGAAAAGACCCACAGCAUGCACAGAGCACUGAAUUUCUGCUGGACUCACAGCCAUGAAUUUUUCUGCUGAAUCACAUUAGACUUUAAAAACAAACAAAAAAACCAGCUGGUGACAAAAAUACCCCUUUUUGUUACCAUUCGCAUAUUCUAAUCCAAAGCACAGCAUGCCAGAAACCAUCGUGUGCUGAUACGUUUCCUGAUAGGAAACGCAAACACCCUGCAUGUCCACCUAUGGCUGCCUCAGCAGCACUGCCAGCACUGCUUUCCUGGAGGCCUGCUCUGCCCUCCGUGCACAGCAGCCCCAGGGGUGUCCUGCAAGGGAGGUUAAAGGCUGCUGCCAGCACUGGGGCCACAGGCAGACGGUGCCACCUCCGUGCCCACCUCCUGCUCUGCCCCAGACCCGGAGCAGCCCAGGGGCGCGGUGGUUAAUGUGUAACCCGCACCACCGCCUCUAUCCCUGCCUCACGGCCGCAGGAGGGAAUGUGGCCGCCAGGCUGGCCCUGGGCGAGCGGCGCCGUGGGGCAUCAAGGUAGCCAUGGCCUGCCCAGGAACGGCCAUCCCCGUCACCGCCACACUUCACCAGCACAGCUGGCUGCACCGCCCGCCCUCAAACUUGUUUUUCUGCCCUGCAGCUUCCUGGAGCUCAAUGGCUCCCACCGGCCUGCUGGGUGUCUGCGGCCUGCUCUGCGCCUGGGGGGUGGCGGCGGCAGGACGGCCCUGUGGCCUGGACCACCAGGGAUGGGCUGACUGCAGCGGGAAGAGCCUCCUGCACGCUCCAAGCUCCCUUCCGAGAAACAUCACCGGCUUAGACCUCUCCUUCAACAGCUUGGUCAUGCCGCAGCGCGGGACACUCUUGAUGCAUUUCCCUUCCCUGCGCUCCCUCAACCUCUCUAGCAACGCCCUGCUCACACUGCACCCCGCCGUCUUCUCCAACCUCAGGGCACUAUGCCUGCUGGACCUGAGCAACUGCAGCAUCACCUACCUCCACACAGACGCUUUCAAGGGCUUGGAAAACUUGCAAACACUGCUUCUAAGAAACAACAAUUUGCGAGAGCUGGAGGUCCCGUUCUUUCUGCCGCUGAGAAGUCUCCUCCACCUGAACCUGCAGAACAAUGCACUGAUGUCCGUGGACACUUUGAUGUUGCAGCUGAUGGAGGCCAUCCCAUGGGUGCAGCUGGAUGGAAACCCCUGGGUCUGUGACUGUGUCACAUAUCCCUUGCAGCAGUGGCUGAAGCGCAGGCAAGCCAUGCAUGUCACCUGUGCGUCACCCUCGGAGCUGCAGGGACAGGACAUCGCAACUCUGGACUCCUGGGAGCUGGGCUGCCAAAAAAGCCAGAGGUUUCCUCGAGAUGUCAGCCCAGCACAGCAGACCACCGUUACAAACAACAACACCACCGUGCCACCUGUGGGGAAGGGAGGAAGGAGCUGGCCCUACCUAGUGGGUUUCCUGGUGGCUGCCAUCAGCAUCUCCAUCCUGGUUGCUCUGGUUGCCAAGUGCAAGAUCUGCCACAAGAACUUCACCAGCUACCGCCACCGGCCGCUGCCUGAAACCAGCUCGAUUGGAGGCAGCCCCUUGGAGGAGGGCACUGGCUGGGACAGGGGCUCCUCAGGCUGGGGUGACAGUGAGAACCCCCCCGUGUCCAAUAUCACUGGCCUGCAUGUUGAAGAUGAUGAUGGCUUCAUCGAGGACAACUACAUUCAGCCCAGUGAGCGGCUGCCAGAGGAAGAGGAGAGAGAGUCACACAUCUCCAUAUGAGGCUGCAGUCCAUCUCCAUCCCCAUGCCCCCAUCUCCUUCCUGCCAUCUCCACCUACCCUUGGCUUUUGUCCCCAUGCAGAUGGGGACAGGAGGAAAGGAGUGGGGUGAAGGUGUCCAUGUAUCCUGCUGUGACACCAGCAGAGCUGCACUGGCUUGGAGACACCAGAUGUGCUGCUGUUCUCCCAGUCUUGCUUGGGUACUGAGGAUGAACAGGAUGAUCUUGAUUGCAGCUGGGCAAGGCAAGAUGCCCAGGGAUGGGUCUGCCCCUCUCCCUGUCCCGCUGCUCCUUGUGGGGACUUGGGCACCAGCCCCUCUGCCCUGUGGCACUGGACCUGGCCCUGCACUGUCCCCACUCUGUUGUCACUCUGGGAGCAAUUAAAGCAUGAUUCAACCCUGCCUCUGCCUAUGAUGGUUUGCUGGGGCUCUCUCUCUCUCCAUGGCCCUACAUCUGGCCAGUGGUGUGUGGCAGCCUGACCUCUACAUUUGUCUCAGAUGGCCAAUCCUUUUGUUAGCAAACUUUUAUUGCUUACACUGCAAGGAUUUCCUGUGUCAGUCCUACAUGUGGGGCAGUACAGCUUCUAUCCCACUGACUCCCCUGCGGACUGCACAGGGCUGGCUGCCCUGUCUUGGGCAUGGGAUGUCCCGUAGAGCAGUGCUGCCAAGACCCUCCAGCUCCCCAUCCUCUGCUGUGACUUGCUACCAGCAAGAAGGCAGUCCAGAUCCUCUUUAUGCUGGCAUCAUAUUCACUCCUCAUGCAGCAGCCAUUUGGUGUUCACACUGAUGCUGUAAACAAGGUGUGCAAUUGAUCAGUUUACUGAGUGAUAAAACAGGUAAAGUGAUGCUGAACAACCCAUACACACUGUGGAUGACAGGAGUGAAUUAUCUUUGUGUGAGAAGGCUCUGCUGCAGUGUUUGCUUCCAGUACUAUGUGAGCCACCAGGGCUGGAUGCUCAGGAAGCAGCUCCACAGCUGUCUGCUGGCAGGACAGUCUCUUUCCUGUGCUCUGCUGCUCCCUCCAGCUGUAUUAAAACACAGAGAGCUUAGGAACUGAGGUCUUUGGGCUCUCCAGGUGAAGGCAUGAAAAUAAUUAGGAAAAUAGGAGGUCCCAUUUGCCAGGCUUCCUCCUCUGGCCCAGGUAAUUGCUCAUUAUGACUCUGGAAGGCUAGUACUAGUAGUAGGAGAUGGGUGCUUUUCAGCUGCAUUUGACUUUAGUCAUAACCUCUCCUCAGCCUCAGGAGGAGACCUGAAGGGCUGUGGCAGCUUCUGCUCCUGUGCACAGGCAGUGAUAGCCUUUGACUAAGCAGCUACUGUGAAGAGGCACAUAGAACAUCUGCAGUGGCAGGUGGGCACGUGUGCUACCAUGAAAUGGCCACCUCUCAGGACUGAUUGCACAGCCACCAUCGUAGCAUUUUGCAACUAUUCUAAUUGCUACAUUCAUGUCAUCUCUGUGGUGAGAUGUCACAGCUCACUUCUCAUUGUCCCUAAAAGUUUGGGAACCUCCGCCCUGCUCCUCAGGGGAAUGCCUUCCUGCAGCCCUGCCACGCGGCUGGCUCCCCACUGCUGACUGCUUCAUUAUAAAUUGUCUUUUCCUUUACUUCUCUUCCUACUAAGAUGUUUACGCAACACAGUGUAUACAAAAGCAAAUAACACACCUCAGAGAAUGUAAAGCAAAGGGCACUACUGGAGCAGGCAUUCCAGACACUAAGCAAAGAGGAAGCUUAGAGCAUUUCUCAGGCAAGGAACAUUUUGCCUGAAACUAUGAAGAGAUGGAAACCUGGUGCCUUGUUUCAAUGGUCAGUCAGUUCUCUCUCUUAUAUGCCUUAUCUAUAAACUGAGCACUUCCUGGCUUAAUUUUGUAGUCACUGCUCCGUGUUUUGUCA
Messenger RNA from Phasianus colchicus (ring-necked pheasant), 3802 nucleotides. The record is from RefSeq and is a predicted model, not a curated record. NCBI's taxonomy places the organism in Eukaryota, Metazoa, Chordata, Aves, Galliformes, Phasianidae.